UCCCACUACCCCAGCCCAUAUCUGCAACCCUCCACAUAUCCGAGCUCAACAACGAAAUAGCGUUCCGGAUACGCGCUGUUGAAAGCUUGUCAUCCUCAGCAACAAAGCGUGCUGAUCGGGUAUCGGCUAUUCACGUGUCCGCGCAGGAUCGGAAGUUACUGUGGCCUGAUGUUCUUCUACACGCGACAUCUGUAGAGAAAGUGCUAGAACGUGAAGCUCCCAACGCAGCUUCAUUGUCAGCGACUGUGAUUCGCAGUGCGCACAUCCAAACCUCGUCGCCCCUCGUUCGCUAUCGCUAUCACCCCCGAACCCACAUACGAUCGCACACAGCCAUAGGAGGCUACACCAACCUCGCUCUUUCGGUGGCGCAUACCACCUCUCUCACGACCGCUGGUAGCAUACUCGUGGUCUAGGCAGCCGCCAUGGCGACCCAGAAGAGAGAUGCGAAGGGCAAGAAGCUCGCUGUCAUGAACAAAUAUGUUUACGACGCCUUCUUGUGGACGUUCUCGAUCCUGGUGGAGCUCUUCUUCCGAGAAGUGCAUCCCAGGAGUAGUUGGAAGGUGCCAAAGGAGGGACCGGUCAUUUUCGUGUGCGCCCCGCAUGCGAACCAGUUUGUUGACCCCCUCAUGUUGAUGCGAGUUGUCAAGAAAGAAUCCGACCGCCGAAUCCAGUUCCUAAUCGCCGAUAAGUCGAUGAAGCGCAAGUUCGUGGGUGCAAUGGCAGGUUUGACAGGUGUCGUGCCGGUAGGAAGAGCCAUGGAUAUGACGAAGCCUGCAGAGGGCAAAGUGUACCUCCCCGAUCCCAUCAACGAUCCGACCCUUGUUCGCGGUGUAGGCACCAACUUCGAAGACCCAAAGUUCCAAGUCGGCGGCUCGAUCGUAUUGCCCAAAGUAGAUAACAAGGCGGCGACCGCUGAGAUACUCGAGAUCAAAGGCCCCGAAGAGAUCAGAUUAAAGCGUGGCUUCAAGGGAGGUGUUGCCAUGCAGCAGAUGACUGGGCGAAAUGACAUGACCAAGGACGGCACAUUUGUUGGCGGAGCCGAUGCAAAGAAGGGUAUUGCUGAUGGUUACGAGGGAACUCCCUUCCAGGUUGCGCCCAAACUCGAUCAAACGGAGGUUUACGACGCGGUUCAUGCGGUUCUCCAUCACGGUGGAAGCAUCGGUAUCUUCCCUGAGGGUGGUAGCCACGACCGCACAGAUCUCCUACCUCUAAAAGCUGGUGUUGCUAUCAUGGCGCUCGGUACAGUUGCAACGAAGCCAGACUGCAACUUGAACAUCAUUCCCGUUGGUAUGAACUACUUCCACGCUCACAAGUUUCGAUCAAGGGCUGUCAUCGAGUUUGGUACGCCAAUCCAUGUGCCACCUGAGCUAGCUCAGAAGUUUGAUGGACCUGGAAGACGUGAGGCCAUCGGCGAGAUGUUGGAGACCAUUCGCCAAGGACUCAUCUCUGUUACCGUUACGACACCAGAUUACGAUACUCUUAUGGUCAUCCAAGCUGUACGCCGCCUCUACAACUCCAAAGGCACCAAGCUCCCUCUUCCUAGGAUUGUCGAGCUUAACCGCCGCCUUGUCCAAGGUUACGAACGCUACAAAGACGACCCUCGCAUUGUCGAGCUCAAGAAGGAGGUCACCACGUACAACGGCAAGCUUAAGGCGCUCGGCCUCCGGGAUCACCAAGUGCAGUAUGCGAAGAUGCAUCCUAUUACGGCAUUCGGCCUGUUCUUCUAUCGUCUUGGAAAGCUUCUCUUCCUGAGUAUGCUUGUCCUUCCUGGAACGCUACUCUUUAGUUUGGUCUUUAUCGUCACCAAGGUCGUCUCGAUCAAGAAGGCGAAAGAGGCACUCGCCGCAUCGAACGUCAAAGUUCAAGCCAGAGAUGUCAUGGCCACAUGGAAGCUUCUCGUCGCCAUGGCUGCCGCCCCAGCAGCCUACCUUUGGUACGUUUGCCUAGGACUCUAUUGGUACUCCUACAACAACUGCAACGGUUACCUUCCUGCCGGCAUCCAGAAGCGUUGGCUCAUUCUUCCUCAACUCGUUGUCUAUAUUACCCUCACAUAUGGCGCUCUUCGAUUCGGUGAGGUCGCCAUGGACAUUUUGAAGUCACUGGGCCCCCUCUGGAAGAUGAUGAAUCCCUUCUCCAACAGCGAACUCGUCAAGCUACAGGAGCGACGCGAGAAUCUAGCCCAACGUGUCAAUGACAUUAUCAACGAACUCGGUCCGGAGAUGUACGAGGACUUCCACUCCAAGCGUAUCGUCGAGGAUCCUUUUGUCAAGCAGGAGCACGACCGUACACCACCGCAAAAGUCAGACGAGGACGCGAAGACAGAAGCAGGCCAAGACAUCGAGACAUACGAUUACCCUGCUUCACCUGGUUCCAUUAACGAGAUACCGCGCAACGAGUCGUUCCACGAUCUUGCCAACCAAGACUUCUUUUCUAGUCGACCGCAGACACCAAAGAAGAGCCGCAGCAGGAAUAGCAGUAGUGCGAACUUGAGCGGCUUCCAGCUCAAGCCUUUCAGUACCAUUGAUGGCAAUCUGGACGAGGUGAAGAGGAGGUUGACGGACGGUGUCAAGCAAAGGACGAGGAAGAGGAGGAGUAGCGGAGAGGGAAGCUGGGACGACGGUGAGGAUGGUGAAGAGUUGACCAUUGGCAGGAAAGACAGGUCGUAUACCAAGUAGUUUUCAGAGGCGAUGACAGUAGUUGGCGGGAGCGGUAUGUUGGUUUUGCUUGUGCUUUAGUACUAAAGAUACCACUUUCCUUUCUUCCAGUUGGUUGAAAUUGGACUUGUUAUGCAUGAAUACGAUUUGCUUGCUAUGCUAAGUACUUUCCAAAGGUCAUCGCUUGUACAUGUCACCCUGCCUACAAAUAUGCCCCGAAUCAAUAAAUAAACUUACAUGGAUA
Molecule: messenger RNA, 2898 nt
Organism: Alternaria alternata
Lineage: Eukaryota; Fungi; Ascomycota; Dothideomycetes; Pleosporales; Pleosporaceae
Product: CTR1 suppressor protein
Exons: 5
Coding region: 423-2675 (750 amino acids)
Biological process (GO): phospholipid biosynthetic process
Cellular component (GO): endoplasmic reticulum membrane
Molecular function (GO): glycerol-3-phosphate O-acyltransferase activity; glycerone-phosphate O-acyltransferase activity
Source: RefSeq, a predicted model, not a curated record